AUGUCUUACGGUAACAACGACUCUUACGGCUCUUCCGGCCGCGAUAACUUCGGUUCAUCCAACACCGACACCAUGGGCUCCGGCGGUAUCUCCGGCGUCGAUGAUACUCUCGGCUCUUCGGGCCGUGCUGGUGACUCGUAUGGCUCAUCUGGCCGCGAUAACUUCGGAUCUUCCAACACCGAUUCCUAUGGCUCUGGAGGUGUCUCUGGUGGCAGUGAUACAUUUGGCUCUUCAGGCCGUGACACCCUCGGAUCUUCCAACACCGAUUCCUACGGCUCUAGUGGUCGCACUGGCGGCAGUGAUACAUUUGGCUCUUCAGGCCGUGACACCCUCGGAUCUUCCAACACCGAUUCCUACGGCUCUGGUGGUCGCACUGGUGGCAGUGAUACAUUUGGUUCUUCAGGCCGUGACAACCUCGGAUCUUCCAACACCGAUUCCUACGGCUCUGGUGGUCGCACUGGUGGUAGUGAUACAUUUGGCUCUUCAGGCCGUGACACCCUCGGAUCCUCCAACACCGAUUCCUACGGCUCUGGUGGUCGCACUGGUGGUAGUGAUACAUUUGGCUCUUCAGGCCGUGACACCCUCGGAUCCUCCAACACCGACUCUUAUGGCUCUGGAGGUGUCUCUGGUGGCAGUGACUCUUACGGCUCUUCCAACCGCGACGAAUUUUCCGCGGGCCGUGGUAACGACAAGUCCUAUGGAUCGUCUAACAACGAUUCUUACGGCUCCUCUGGCCGUGAUAACUAUGGAUCUGCCAACGACUCUCAAGGUUCCUCUGGUCAAGGCGGUGAUAGCACCAUGGGCAAGAUCAUGGAGAAAGCUGGUGGUGUGCUUAACAACAGCAAGCUCGAGGAGCGUGGCCACGAGAAGCGCGAGGCUAAGGGUGCCUACGGCAAUGACAACUACUAG
This is a messenger RNA of Penicillium atrosanguineum, 909 nucleotides long. Its product is annotated as ABC transporter integral membrane type 1. Bases 1 to 909 code for a protein of 302 amino acids. The transcript is spliced from 2 exons. The record is from RefSeq and is a predicted model, not a curated record. NCBI's taxonomy places the organism in Eukaryota, Fungi, Ascomycota, Eurotiomycetes, Eurotiales, Aspergillaceae.